Sorghum bicolor (sorghum) is the source of this 2130-nucleotide messenger RNA. Its product is annotated as protein MAIN-LIKE 1-like. The transcript is spliced from 9 exons. Gene Ontology annotation, biological process: meristem development; meristem maintenance. NCBI's taxonomy places the organism in Eukaryota, Viridiplantae, Streptophyta, Magnoliopsida, Poales, Poaceae. The record is from RefSeq and is a predicted model, not a curated record. Bases 1 to 1995 code for a protein of 664 amino acids.
AUGGACCCAGGGCUCGGCGCCAUGCAUCAUGGCGUCGAGGUAUCACGUCUCGGCGCCAUGGAUCACGGCGCCGAGCUCCCUGGGCCAAGCCAGCGUGGAUUUUGCGUGGCGGCUUGUGUGGAACUACCCCCGCUUCGACCUCGAACGCAUGACAAGUUCGAGGAGAUGCGGUAUAACGACAGGUACACACCUCUGCUGCAGAGGGCUGGCCUAGAUGUCAUAUCGUAUCAGGUUCGUCGUGGGUUGCCUCCAAUUAACCCCGCGGCGAUCACAGCUUUAGUUGACAGGUGGAGGCCAGAAACUCAUAGUUUCCACCUACCUUGUGGAGAGAUGACUGUUACACUCCAGGACACUCAGAAGAUCCUGGGUUUGAGUGUUAGAGGUCGUCCAGUUAUCGGACACUGCAGGUCCGAUGGUUGGAGGGCCAGAGUUGAGGCCUUCCUUGGAAGACCACUUCCUCCGGAGGCACCGACGCAGCGCACCACUGGGGUACCAAUUGCUUGGCUUAGGCAGAGCUUUGGUAAUUGUCCGGCACAUGCGGACCAGGAGACAGUUGCCUACUACUGUAGAGCUUGGAUCUUGCACCUAUUUGGGUGUGUUCUUUUCCCUGACGCGACAGGGGACACUGCAUCGUGGAUGUACCUCCCGUGCCUCACUGACUGGGACACCACAGGUACUUACAGCUGGGCUUCGGGAGUGCUGGCUUACCUAUACCGUAGCCUUUGUGAGGCGUGUCGUCGGACCGCAAGUAGUUCUUCCGUUGGUGGUUGUGUUUACCUACUGCAGCUUUGGAUGUGGGCUCGUCUUCCAGUUGGACGGCCCAUAGUUGACGCUCCUCGGGAAUGGUUUGCAGUGGGCAACCCUCGUCACCGUCCGACGUUUGCCCAUCUUUGGGACCAGGCGAAAGUCGCCUUCAGCAGGACUUCACGUGCGUACGUACAGUAUGCCAAUGAGCUCGACACGCUUAGGCCCUCCAUGGUUAAUUGGGAGCCGUACACGGCGAAUGAUGCGCUACAUCUUGGAGUAAGCAGCAUGUGUAGCGAGGAUGAAGACUUGUACUUGAUGAUCUGCCCUCUGAUUUGCUUCUAUGCUGUUGAGUGGCACCUUCCAAAUCGAGUAGCCCGCCAAUUUGGCUUGUGCCAGCAAUGGCCUGUCCCUCCAUUUGAUACUUCCGUGGAGCUGCACAAAAUCAAUGUUGUUAAAUCUGUGUUAUUAUUUUCAUCUUUAAUAUUUAAUUUUAUGAUUGAUCGUCAGAAGCAAAAGAAGACAGUUGAGUUUCAAACGUUGCAUCGUCAGUACAUAGAGGUGUGGGACCAGUUUCAUGACAACCUCUACGAAAAUGAGCAACCACAUACCAACUACAAUUUUCGUGCAUACCUUACUUGGUACCUAGGUGUUACACGAACAAGGUUGAAAAUUCAGUGGACCCAAGCAGAUUAUGCGUACCUUGAAUCAUCUGAGGAUGAGGACACUUCCUAUGACCUAGCAGCACGACAAGGGACACUUAUCGAGGCAGCACCUGUCUUGGACCGAGUGGGCAACGCAAUAAAGCAAUCUGUACUUGACAUCGAACGGUUUCCAAGAACAGGUGUGGACGAGCACACACUAAACAACUUUCUUGGAAGACUAGCACGUAGGCUUAGGCGUGCUGCAGCUCGGUGCGGUUGCGGUACUAGUGCUGCGAUGAAUGUGCAUGUGCCACAGGAACGACAAUGCAAGACACCUGUUGUGCAUGGUACAUCUUCUUUGGGAGGAUCUGGAGGACAGAGCUCGUCUCGGCCAACUAUGGACACUUUUCAAAGCGAUGAUGAUGAGGACGAAGAGGGGGUGGCCGAGGAGCGUGACUAUGACGAGCUUGGGUUAUCUCAGCUUCCUGAUGCUCCUUCUACUCAGCCUACGCAGGUUGCAAGAAGGCGACGUCGUUCGCCUUGUAGGUACACUCCAGGCACCGAUGCUCUUGGCCACAAGGGUAAGGGUAAGACUAGGAGGCAGUGAGGAUGACUUCUGUGCUAACACCAUGGUAGCAGCUUAGAUUUGAUGGCAUAACUUCUGUUAUUUUGCAUGUAUCGACACUGUGAACUUUGUGGACUAUUUGUACUAUAUGGGACUGUAUGGUCUCUGUGGACUAUC